AAGAAGAGGAACCCGGAAGUGGCGGCGGAUGAAGUUCAGCCGAUGGAGCGGUUGUUGUGAGCUGGGAGGAAAAUGUCCGGAUUCAGCGCUGAACUCCUGGAUUACCUGGAAGGAAGAAUCACCUUCGAAGAGUUUGACAGGCGGAGAGAUGAGCGGAACCCGGAGCAGGAGUCAGAAGAUCCUGCAGAGGAAGAAAACCAACCUUCCACCUCGGCUCAGACCACGGCAGCCAUAGAGGACGGGGUCAGCCCGGUGGUCCAGCAGGCCUUCGCUUCCAUCCUGGGGGAGGCAGCAGCAGCGCCUUCCUCUGAUGAAGAGGAGGACAGCUUGAGCUACGUGGACGACGAAGGCGAUCAGGAUUACAGAGUGGAGGAGGAAGCGGCGGCGAAGGAGACGACCAAGGGGAGGAAAAGGAGGCCGAAGCGAGGAGGGAAAAGGAGCUUGUUGAGCAGCCUGGAUGAAGAGGAGGAAGAUAUGACGGUGGGAGACGUCUUCAAGCUGGAGCAGGAGCUCAACCGAGAAAACAGGAAGUCCAUGAAGGGUCGUCGUCAUGGCAGCAAGCUGCCUCAGGCGCUCAGGGGCCUGAUGGGAGAGGCCAACAUCCGCUACGCCCGAGGGGAGAAGGAGGACGCCAUCCUGAUGUGCAUGGAGAUCAUCAGACAGUCUCCUCUGGCCUACGAGCCGUUUUCCACUUUGGCCAUGAUCUAUGAGGACAACGGAGACGUGGACAAGGCGCUGCAGUUUGGGCUGAUUGCGGCCCACCUCAACCCGUCAGACCACGAGGAGUGGAUCCGGCUGGCCGAAAUGUCUCUGGAGCAGGACAACAUCCGACAGGCCGUCAUCUGCUACAGCAAAGCCAUCAAGUACGACCCCACCAAUGUGCGCUAUCUGUGGGAGCGCUCCAGCCUCCACAUGCGUCUGGGGGAGCACAAGCAGUGCAUGGACGGUUACCGCAGGAUCCUGUCUCUGCUGGCUCACGAGGACGGAGAGCACUUCAUGCAGCUGUCCAAGGACAUGGCUAAGAGUUACUAUGAGAGCAACGACCUGCCGUCGGCGCUCAGCGUGGUGGAAGAAGCUCUGACCCGACACCCCGGCUUGGUCACCGACGACUUCGUCAACAUGGCCGCCGAGCUCUACAUCUGCAGUCGGCAGUUCAAGGAGGCCCUGCAGGUUCUGGUGAAAUUUACAGACAUCUUGUUGAUUCGGGCCGAGUCCUCGCCAGAAGGCGCCGCUCAGAGAGAGCCGGGGACCGAGGGGCAACAGGAAGAGGAGGAACCAAAGUCCAGCCGGGACUCCGAGGACAGUGGAGAGAUUGUGGACGUCCAGGUCCCAGACAGCGUCCCUGUGGACCUGAGGGCAAAGCUGAUCGUCUGCCUCAUCCACCUGGGAGCCUUCAGACCUCCUGAGGGCCUGGUGUCGACUCUGGUGGAGCAGAGUCCCGAGGAGGUGGGGGACCUGUACCUGGACGUAGCUGAGGCCUACCUGGAGCAGGGCAGGUACACCUCGGCGCUGCCGCUGCUGUCAGCCCUCGUCCUCUCCGAAAAGUACGACCUGGCCGUGGUGUGGCUGCGGCACGCAGAGUGUCUGAAGGCCCUGGGCCGCCUGGAGGAGGCGGCGGACAGCUACAGCAAGGUGGUGGAGAUGGCGCCGCUGCACCUGGAGGCCCGGCUGUCUCUGGCCACGCUGCAGCAGCAGCUGGGGCGGAUGGACCGCGCUCUGAAGGCGCUGGAGCCCAUGUAUGACAGCGACACGCUGGCGCAGGACUCGUCCGCUGCCCAGAAGGAGCUGAAGCUGCUGCUGCACCGGUCCACGCUGCUGAAGACGCAGGGCCAGAUGGAGGACUACCUGGACGCCAUGAUCACCAUGAUCUCCAUGCUGCUGAAGGUCGCCAUGCAGCGAGCCAAGGUGUGCGUCCGCUCCGUGACGCUGGAAGGAAGGAGCCACCUGAGGCUGGUGAAGGUUCAGGACUUGCAGCUGGAGAUCGCCGACCACGAGAGCGCCUACCUGGACAACAUGUGUAAAACCAACUUUCUCUCCAAGGAGGACUGGUGGCAGCUGCUGCUCAGCUGCCUGCUGGGGCUGUGCGAGCUGCGGCGCUACGGGGAGACGGACCUCCUGGUGGAGUCGGCCAUGGAGUUCUACUCCUUCUACGACAGCAAGCCCAGGAGGAAGGAGCUGGAGUUCUUCGGCCUCUCCGCCACCAUCCUCAACCAGGACUUCUUCAAGGCGUACAACUACAUGAGGUUGAUGCUGGUAGAAAACCUUAAUUUUCCUCAGUUCUGGAACAUUUUCCACCAGCUGACGUUGUCCUCCGAGCACCAGCGCCACCAUCGCUACUGUCUGCGGCUGCUGCUCAAGCACCCGGACAACCCGGCUCUGUGCGUUCUGUGUGGACACAACGCCGCCGUUUGUGGGAGCUUCAAGCACGCGCUAGGCCAGUAUGUCCAGGCCCUGAAGAACCAGCCUGAAAACCCCCUGCACAGCCUCUACGUGGGCCUCACCUUCUUCCACAUGGCGUCCCAGAAGUACGUGGCCCGGCGCCACGCUCUCAUCCUGCAGGGCUUCUCCUUCCUGUGGCGCUACGUGGAGCUGCGCGGGGAGUGUCAGGAGAGCAUGUUCAACCUGGGCCGGGCCCUGCACCAGAUGGGCCUGGCCCACCUGGCCAUCCAUUACUACCAGAAGGCGCUUUCCCUGCCUGCGUGGAAGCUGGAUGGCAUUGCGGACGAUCAGGUGGAUCUGAGGAGGGAGAUUGCUUUCAACCUGUCGCUGAUCUACCAGAACAGCGGGAACCUGGAGAUGGCGCGGCAGAUCCUCAGAGCUCACUGCACCGUGUGACGGCCGGCUCCACCCACCCAUGCUCUGAAUCAGAGAAAAGGCUCAGCCUCUCUGUGUCCAAAGCGGAGGCCCCUGGGGGCCAUUUCUGGCCCCUUAGCAGAAUGGACGACCUGUAUAGAUGUGAAUUAGUUUGUAAA
Cyprinodon tularosa is the source of this 2972-nucleotide messenger RNA. It is a transcript of the gene gtf3c3, whose product is annotated as general transcription factor IIIC, polypeptide 3. Gene Ontology annotation, molecular function: protein binding. The coding region runs from base 73 to 2835 and encodes 920 amino acids. The transcript has 18 exons. NCBI's taxonomy places the organism in Eukaryota, Metazoa, Chordata, Actinopteri, Cyprinodontiformes, Cyprinodontidae. The record is from RefSeq and is a predicted model, not a curated record. Gene Ontology annotation, biological process: transcription by RNA polymerase III. Gene Ontology annotation, cellular component: transcription factor TFIIIC complex.